Messenger RNA from Penicillium cinerascens, 648 nucleotides. RefSeq lists its product as uncharacterized. Lineage: Eukaryota; Fungi; Ascomycota; Eurotiomycetes; Eurotiales; Aspergillaceae. The record is from RefSeq and is a predicted model, not a curated record. The transcript has a single exon. Bases 1 to 648 code for a protein of 215 amino acids.
AUGCCUACUCAAUUUCAAGUCACCCGGGAGUCGCCAGACCACAAUUAUUACGUGGUCACUGACGACGACCAAGGCGGCCAGCAUCAAUUCUACAUAGAAAACGCCCCGUAUGCUACGCAAAAGUCGGACCUCACAUUCUAUGAUGGUGCCGACAGUGAUGGCCCUGUUAUCGGCCUCUCCAAGUUCCUUCGCGGCUCAGCGGAUUGCGAUGUCACAUUAGUCGACGAGCAACUAAAGGAGGACUGGGUAUGCGUGAUGAAGAAAGGAUUCAUGUCUAUGAAAUACACCUUUCAGAUACCAGUCCGAGGGGAAUUAGGCAGUUUUGCAUGGAAGAAAACACGUUCAAUAGGUAGCGGCUCCACUUCACACGGAAACAUGAAGCUAGUCGACGAGCAGAGUCAAGAUGUUGUUGCGGUCUUCUCAUCAGAUCGUUUUUCCUUGGUUACUGGUCGUCUCGAUAUGCGUGAAGAUUACGGUGAUUCAUUUGAUCGAUGGGCACUUGUUACUGGAAUUGCUGUGCGAGAAAGCCAACGGCGCCAGAAUGUUAGAUCUAUGAGAGCUAAGGAAAACGUGUACUCUAUGGGAGGGUCUGGUGGCGGCGUAGGCUUGGCUGGGGGCGGCAAAGGGAUGGCUGGUGGGGGCGCCUAG